CUUCACUUCUACGCCCAGAGUAAUGACGUGUCAAGAAAGUGCCGGAAGCGCCGAUUUGUCCAAGAUGGCUUACCAGACGUUUCAACAGGAAUAUUUUCAGAUUCCUGUUGUAACCAGGGCAUAUACCACCGCCUGUGUUCUCACAACCGCCGCUGUGCAACUGGAACUAAUCACACCUUUCCAGCUAUAUUUCAAUCCUGAUUUAAUAUUGAAACAUUAUCAGGUAUGGCGGCUCAUAACCAAUUUUCUGUUUUUUGGUCCUGUUGGUUUCAACUUCCUAUUCAAUAUGAUUUUUUUAUAUCGGUACUGCCGGAUGCUGGAGGAGGGCUCAUUUAGAGGCCGUACUGCUGACUUUGUGUUCAUGUUCCUCUUUGGUGGUGUCCUCAUGACCAUAUUUGGCACCUUUGUGAGCCUUGUGUUCCUGGGCCAAGCUUUCACUAUCAUGCUGGUGUAUGUGUGGAGCCGACGUAACCCCAAUGUUCGCAUGAACUUCUUUGGCCUACUAAACUUUCAAGCCCCGUUUCUGCCCUGGGUGCUCAUGGGAUUCUCCCUGCUUCUAGGAAAUUCCAUCAUUGUUGACCUUCUAGGCAUUGCUGUCGGACAUGUGUACUUCUUUCUGGAGGAUGUCUUCCCAAACCAGCCUGGGGGUGGCAGGUGGCUGAAGACACCAACCAUUCUAAAGAUGUUGUUUGACACUCCGGAAGAAGAUGCUAACUAUAACCCCCUCCCAGAGGAGCGCCCAGGUGGCUUUGCCUGGGGGGAGGGGCAGCGCCUUGGCGGCUAGGCCAGCCUCCCACCCCUGCGUCAGACUUGCGGACAUUUCUUCAGAGAGCUACGAAAGACUCCUUUCUCUUUUUACCCAUUUCUCUUGCUCUGGAUUAAGAGUGUGAAACCCCCCUCCCUCUGUGUACCAGCAGGAUUUGCGGUUUUCUAUGUUCGAGGCAAGUUUCUCCUUCAAGCUGUUGACUGUAUUGUUCAGUCUUGUCAGACUGUCACUAAAGAUUGUGUGAAAGGGCACAGCAAUGUCAGAACUGCAGAAGGGACUAGUGACAGCUGCUCUUGAUCAUGGCCGUCUUCGUGUUUCGUCAGUUUUUUACUAACGUAGAUCAAAUGAACAAUUAUCUGCUGACGAAAAGAGAAGAGAAAAAAUUGUGGAACAAUUCUGAUCUUCGCAGCCUUUUUUCAAUUUUACUUUUUUUUCUAAAGAAUAAAUGUAUGUGAAAAGUAUAAAUGUGGCAAAGGAAAAUGUUUUCUGUCGUUUGUUGCGCAGUGAUGGAAUAAUAUUUUGAUUUAAUUUUGCAGUGAUUGUCUCGUUCUCAAAUAAUCUCACUGAUUGACUGCUGUUUUGGUAUGAAUAUAUUGUAGAGAUCAGUGUUCUACAUGGUCUAAACUGAAGGUUCACACCCGUUAUAAUACAGUAGAGUAGUACAGAAUCUCAGAAACCCUUUGGGGAAUGUGAGUAAUUCAGAACUCUGAAACCGAAGUUAAAAUGUGCUUGUUUUCAUUUUAAUUAUUCAUUGGAAUGGUUGUUGUAGACUUUAUUUUUGUCAGGCUCUUAUUUUGUUGCCGUAAAUCUUUUUGUAACUUAACCAAUAAUCAGACGAGCAACUGGCAGGUUCUUCUUGGAACUUUUUUUUUUUUUCUACUUCAGCCUUCCAAAAGAUGCAACAUAAUAAAAUGCCUUCUAAGGACCUGUUCAGUUGAGGACUGCUGGCAAAAGAAUUCUAUCCACUUUGCGUUCUCAAAAAUGAAAACGUUACAGAGCUGAAAUGGCUUAACGAAUGUAUUCUCAUUGGAACGUUCUUUCCGAAGAAUGCCGUGUAAGAGAAAUUGAAUUGCCCCAAUGAAUGUGCCCUAAAAGAGUGUCAAUCACAGAGAAACUGAAAACUUGACCAAGAAAAGAGCUAGACAGAAGGAGAGAUCAGCUUUGUAGGGAGUUCAAAACAAGCAGGGGAUGAUCAUAGCUGUGUUACAACAGACAAGGCAUUGGUGAGGGAACACGGAAGGGGGACCAAUGAUGAGUAAGUGACUGCGGACAACACAGUUAAACAGAAACUGCUUCCCGAACUGUUAAUGAAUGCAUCCAUCAAUGUGUCCAGCAGCACAAUAAAACGUGCAUUUUUUUGGCACAAGAAAAUACCAUUGUUUUUGUUUCCUCAGUCACUUGGGACUUUAAAGUCGUUGAUUUUUGACGGACCCAACAUGCAGUUGCAGAGUUACAGGUGUUUUCCCGGUUUUUAUCAAUGGAAGGUGUGACUUUGUUUUCCAAUGAAGACUUGCUUUAUUGCAUCCGGGAUAAUAAAGAGAAUCUAUGUAUUUUA
Molecule: messenger RNA, 2321 nt
Organism: Anguilla anguilla (European eel)
Lineage: Eukaryota; Metazoa; Chordata; Actinopteri; Anguilliformes; Anguillidae
Gene: derl2
Product: derlin 2
Exons: 7
Coding region: 23-784 (253 amino acids)
Biological process (GO): endoplasmic reticulum unfolded protein response
Cellular component (GO): endoplasmic reticulum membrane; Hrd1p ubiquitin ligase ERAD-L complex
Molecular function (GO): misfolded protein binding; ubiquitin-specific protease binding
Source: RefSeq, a predicted model, not a curated record